Messenger RNA from Colletotrichum truncatum, 4419 nucleotides. RefSeq lists its product as uncharacterized. Gene Ontology annotation, cellular component: membrane. Lineage: Eukaryota; Fungi; Ascomycota; Sordariomycetes; Glomerellales; Glomerellaceae. Gene Ontology annotation, biological process: transmembrane transport. Gene Ontology annotation, molecular function: transmembrane transporter activity. The record is from RefSeq and is a predicted model, not a curated record.
AUGGCGUCUCUAGAACACUUCGAGCAGGCUGAGCCAUACUCUAGUAAUGAUAGGCUGACGGCACAGGCUCAUCGUCGGCGCAUCAAUGAGCGUGCCGUUAUCGAAAACCCACUUGCGCAUUAUACAGAUGAACAACUUGAAGCAGACGUUAAAUCUUUUGCCGAGAAGUGCCUCACCGUCGACACAGCAGAUCUCCUGCGCGCUGCUCGCGUGGCCAAGGAUAUACGGCUCUAUGAUGAAGUUGCACGAAACCAAACCCCUGGAGCCGGCAAAGAACUGCCAGUUCAGUUGACGGAAGAAGAAAAACGAGCACUUCGUCGGGAACGCGACGUUCCUUUCAGUGAGCGAGGAAUGUGGACCAUCAUUAUUACAGUGUCCCUCGCGGCCUUUCUUCAAGGACAUGUCCAAGCAUCGUUCAACGGCUCAUCGUUGUACGAUAAUCAAUUUGGUCUAAACACUACGACCUCGAACGAGCAAAGCAACGAUAUCACCACGGGAGCGCAUGCCGAGCUUGGUCGCGACGAUUGGAAGCUCGGAGCUGCCAACGCAUCACCGUUCCUGUUCGCCGGGGUGCUAGGAUGUCCGUUGGCACUCCCCGUUAACCACUACCUCGGCCGCAAAGGUGGGAUGGUAAUUGCUGCUGUGUUGAUAUUUGCCAGCUCUUUGGGCUCUGCGUUUGCAAGAACAUGGCAGGAAUUAUUUGCUAUUCGUCUCGUCAACGGUAUCGGCAUGGGUCUCAAAGCCGUCAGUACUCCUAUUCUGGCCAGUGAGACUGCAGUUGGGUUUUGGCGUGGCACAUCCAUCCUAGCGUGGCAACUUUGGGUAGCCGCGGGUUUGAUGAUAGGGUUCGCUUUCAACCUGAUAUUCGACACGGCAUCAGAUAAGAGAUUGACUUUUCAACUCAUGGUUGCCGCCCCCCUGGUUCCAGCACUAGCACUACUGGUCUUAGUUAUCUGGUUUUGCGACGAAAGUCCACGGUACCUAAUGCGCAUCUCGAGUCCCCGCUACAACCCACAGCGCGCAUUUGAGAUCCUCAAGAAGCUUAGAAACACGGAAUUACAAGCACUACGGGACAUUUACCUCGUCCACAAGUCCAUCGAACAAGAAGAGCUGCCAGAUAGGACCUCGCGUCCUCGGGCGGCAACUGGUUUCCUGUCGACUAUAGUUGGGUUUCUACGACAGUACAAGCAGCUGUUUCUGGAGAGGCGACUACGGAACGCCUUGAUUAGCAGUUCAACCGUGGCUCUGGCGCAACAGCUUUGCGGAAUCAACGUUUUGGCAUUCUACAGUGGAACGCUGUUUAACCGUGCCGGCUUGAACAAGCGCAUCUCGAUGGUUUUCAGUCUAGGUUAUGGCGCGGUCAACUUCAUCUUUGGUCUCCCGGCCAUCCGGACAAUCGACACUCUCGGACGGCGGAAGUGGCUCAUGCUGACUCUACCAGUCAUGGCGCUCUUCAUGUUACUGGCGGGCGUGUCUUUCAACAUCUCAGACAACGACGCCAAGAUCGGUGUGGUGGCACUCUUCAUCCUCUUAUUCGCGGCAGCCUACUCGCCGGGUUUAGGACCGAUACCUUUCACCUAUGCCUCAGAGAGUUUUCCUCUCUCCCAUCGUGAAGCCGGCGCGGCGUUCGCUAUUGCCGUCAACCUUACAUUUGCCGGUCUUCUGUCAAUGUUCUUCCCGAGGAUCAACUCUGGACUGGGCGACGACGGAUCUCUAUACCUGUUUGCGGGAUUAAAUAUAGUUGCCUUCGUGUUGGCGUUCUUACUGUUGGAGGAGACCAAGAGGCGGAGCCUGGAGGACUUGGACUUGGUAUUUGCAGUGUCGAAGCGCAAAUUCAUGCACCACCAGGUUACUGAGUACCUUCCGUGGUUCCUCAGGCACUAUUUGUUGAGGAAGAAGGAUGUCAAGCCGAGCUUAUACAUCGACUUGAUUUGGGGGUCUGAGACGUCAUCGAACCGUCCCAAUUUCAAUCUCGGACCUUUGGUGUCCCGUCCGCCGCGACUUGCCGUCCUUGUCCCUCGUGCUCUCCUAACCUCCUCCGCCCGCAGUAGCACCCUUCAGACACCGCAAGUUCUGGGCGUUGUUGGAGAAAACGCAACUAUCAAGAUACCAGAUACCAGCAGAGCAGCCGUCAUGACUUCUUUGCGAUUGACCAUCGAAGAUGGCCAGUUCCGUGACGGCUAUGGCAGACAGGUCGUUCUUCGAGGCCUCAACGUCGCCGCCGACGCCAAGUUGCCCAGCGAGCCGGACCAACCUUCCCACGUGGGCGAAGAUUUCUUUGACGGCGAUAACGUCAAGUUCCACAACCGCCCGUUUCCCAAAGAGGAGGCCCACGAGCAUUUCUCAAGGAUAAAGCGCUACGGUUACAACACUAUCCGUUACGUUUUCACAUGGGAGGCCAUCGAGGCUGCCGGCCCCGGGCGUUACGACGAGGAAUGGAUCCAACACACGAUUGAUAUCUUGAGGAUAGCCAAGGAGUACGGAUUUUAUGUCUUCAUGGACCCCCAUCAGGAUGUGUGGGCCAGGUUUUGCGGCGGCUCCGGCGCACCAAUGUGGACGAUUUACGCUUGUGGCCUCAACCCCCAGAGCUUCGCCGCAACCGAAGCUGCCAUCGUGCACAACACCUAUCCGAAGCCCGACGAGUUCCCGAAGAUGAUAUGGUCGACAAACUAUUGGCGCCUCGCUGCCGCCACCAUCUUCACCAUGUACUUCGGUGGCCGGGACUUUGCGCCAAAGUGCAUCAUCAACGGCAUCAAUAUCCAAGACUUCCUUCAGGGUCACUUUGUUGGGGCUUGCGCACACCUUGCGAGGCGCAUACAUGAGGCCGGCGACCUAGAGAACGAGGUCGUUGUGGGUUGGGAGAGCAUGAACGAGCCGGGCACCGGACUGGUAGGGUACCCUGAUCUCACCGUCAUCCCUAGUUCGCAGAAGCUCAAGAAGGGCACCUCUCCGACUAUUUGGCAGGCUAUUCUUACUGGAUCUGGUCGUGCUUGUGAAGUAGAAACCUGGGAUAUGGGCGGCAUGGGGCCGUAUAAGGUCGGCCGUUCUUUGAUUGAUCCCCACGGCGAAAGUGCUUGGCUACCUGCCGAUUACGAUGACUCGAGAUACGGAUGGAAGCGAGACGAGGGUUGGAAACUUGGAGAGUGUAUCUGGGCCCAACAUGGCGUCUGGGACCCAAAAACAGAUACGCUGCUCAAAAAGAACUACUUUGCGAAGAAUCCGAAUACAGGGAAAACGAUCGACCACCCAGAGUAUACUAAUACUUAUUUCAUGGACUCUUACCGUCUGUUCAGGGAUGCCAUCCGGCCAAUCCACAAGAACUGCAUUCUGUUGAUGCAGUAUCCUACAUUGGAGCUACCACCCGAGAUCAAGGGAACCGAGGAUGAUGACCCGUUGAUGGGCUUCGCCCCCCAUUGGUACGACGGUAUCACCCUCAUGACGAAGCGCUGGAAUAGAGUGUGGAACGUCGAUGUUGUGGGUGUCCUACGCGGAAAGUACUGGCACGAGGCGUUGUCGGUCAAGGUUGGAGAGACUGCCAUUCGCAACUGCUUCAAAGACCAACUUGCGACUCUACGGCAGGAAGGCCGUGACAGGAUGGGUAACCAUCCCUGUGUCAUGACAGAGUUUGGUAUUCCUUACGACAUGGGUGACAAGAAGGCAUAUAAGACAGGCGACUACACGGAUCAGUCCCUGGCUUUGGACGCGAACUACUUUGGAGCGGAAGGUUCAGGCAUGGAGGGCCAUUGUUUGUGGGUUUACGUUGCAAAGAACACACACCAGCAUGGUGACUUGUGGAACGGCGAAGACUUGUCUGUCUUUUCACUAGACGACAAAACUUUACCCAUGUCACCUCUACCGCGUGACCCGGAAUCCAACCAGUCAUCAGACAAACCGCGCACCUCCAUGAGCAGAGAUGUGCCAGAUGAGUCAACGGUCACACCGGAGAACCUCCAGAGAACGAUCACCAACCCGUCAAUUUCAACCGAGCCGACCAAGGAUCCUACUAUCACCAAUGCACCUGGCCUUCGCGCCGCUGAGGCUUUCGUAAGACCAAGCCCUUUCUUAGUCGCUGGUAAAGUGCUGCAGUCCGGCUUCGACCUGCGUAACUGUCAGUUCACCCUCAAGUUGAAAGCUCCGGCGCCGCCAGCAGAGAAUGCUCCCACGGAGGUGUUCUUGCCCGAUUUCCAUUUCCCGCAAGAUCACUGUCACGUCGAGGUUUCCUCUGGCAAGUGGGCUAUCAGUAUGGAUGACGACGAGGGGCCGCUUGUGCAGAAACUCAAGUGGUGGCACGGUGACGGCGAGCAGACACUCAAAGUCACUGGACUAGUAAGGCAGCAUAAUGUAACUGAGGGUUCUGAGGAAGACAUGGGGUACUUGGAACAGUGCCAGAGAAACUACGCCAACUGCAGUGUUAUGUAA